UUGGAAUAAGUGACGUUGUGAAAAAGGUCGUUCUUUCAUAGAAUUGCCAUCACGAGAUGUAAAAAAACGUACGAAUUUCGAUUUGUUCUUACGGGUUAUAGGCAAAUAUAACAAUUCAAAGGAAAUCAACCAAUUUUUCAUCAGUUUUUUUAUUUAAGAAACCAAGUUUUGAGAUUGCUUAUGUCAGUUCCUUCACUCAUCCUCCAUGCUUGAUCUUAUCAUGCUACUUUGAGCAAAAAUUCUGUAUGACUUUCGUUUCAGUUUGUGCCCAAACAAGAAGAGUUAGUUUAGUUAACCAAUUAAAGGAGAAGUGCUACAGAAAAGGAUCUUUACAAAGAAUUUUAGCAAGAAAAUAAAUGAAAAAGUUUUCAGUUUUCCGUGUGCUUCAAUUUGAAAAUUAAUGGAAGAGAUAACGUAGGUAGUUCACCGUACCUCUAAAUGCUGUACGCCAUGUUGGGGAAACUGAAGAGGAGAAAAAGAGAAGUGAAAAGAGUAAACAAUUAAAGAAAGGGGGGAAAACAUGAACUUUGCUAUUCCUUCUGUCAAAUUUAAAAUAAAAUCACAGAGCUAUUUGCCUGCCCACGAAACUUUCAAUCAUGAGUAUCCUAAUCUAAUUUGUUAUUGAAGAAUGCCGAGAUGAGUAAAUAUUGAGACAACAAAGCAAAAAUAAUGGCAGAUACACAUGAGUUGACUGAGCUUAUGAUGUCCUUGUGCGAAAAUUCAGCCUUACAGACUGAUUUUGGAAUUCAAAUGCAUCGUUUGGUUAAAAAAGGAGCUGAUGUAAACAGGAAAACUAUUGGAGGUCGCACCCCACUCAUGAUUGUCUGCUGGAAAAAUAGAAGAGAGAAUGUUGUGGGUUGUGCGAAAACCGUUAGCUUCCUUUUGCCAUAUUCGCAUCAUAACGUAAUUGAUAUAUUUGGGCAAAACGUUAUCGAUCAUUUAAACGAUGUUUUAUCAAACUCUUUUCCCUUAUGCAUUUGCUGUCGAAGAAUGGAUUCCUUCCUUCCACCGGAACUACUUGAAAAAUUGAGUACAAAGAAGCCAUUUCAUGCAAAAUUGAGUGGUAUUGAUAGAGAUGCGUUAGAGAGAGCAAUACCAAGGCGCAUCGAUUACGGGUUUACUAACACAAACCGAGAAACUAUUAUUCAGCUACCUUCUGGAAACGCUUGGAAUAUUAUCAAAGAUGUAUGGACGACAGAUUCCGAUCUUGAUACAACCAAAAUUCUACAAUUUUUGUCUAAACACGCUCAUCAAAUGGACGAUAAGCUCGGCAAAGUUGGUUGUUCUCAAAAUCACUGUCAUUGGUGUGCUGCCACAAAUGCAGUUUGCGAGUAUGUCAACCAAUUAGUGAUCACCGUUGCCCAUUUGGAUAACCGAUUUCAAGGCGAAAUAAUUCAGUAUGGAAGUUCUGCCGAAAACUCAAAAAUUAUUGCACCGGACGAAUUCGAUUUCAUGGUAGUAUUGGCUAAUUUCAAAGAAGACGAAAGAAAAUACUACGACGGAAAAUACGUUGUUCUUUAUGAUGGUGAUGAAUCGUCGUCAAUUUUUGAAAACGAGCAAGACGGAAGUACAUCUUCAGCGAAAUUAUUGUAUUAUUUUUACUUGCUCUUAGCGGAUGCUGUGAACCGGAUAAAUCAUCUCAACGUUUUAUUCCACAAUAUAAGUUUUUCAGAAACUUGCGUUACGUUAGACUGCUUCUAUAGAGGAAAGGAAGUCAUUCACCCAGGACAAUACGUUUUUAAAUUAAGCAUUGACAUAACUGUUGGAGUAAUUGGUUCACAAACCGAUACAGUUCCUCUGCCUUUGCCUUCAUCAUUUCGCCUAGUAAAUAGCUCUAAUAAGGAUGAUAAGUACUUCUUGGUACCACACCGACAAGUUGCUGGAAGUGAAAUCAGCGGCUGGAAACCGUCUUUUCCUACAGUGGAACGCAAUGCAUUUCACGCAUUUGAUCCCGUAGUCACUCGCUGUUAUUGCCUUUUGAAAUUAUUUGUUUUACUUGUUUCGCAUAUUGAGGAAUGUUUUGGGAAAACAAAACCUUCGUCGUAUGCAAUUAAAACAUGUUUAUUCAAUUACGUAAAAAAAAAUCCUCCACCUUGGGAAAAACGAUGUAUAGUGAAACAUUGCAUAGGAAUUUGCACAGAAUUUCUUGAUACAAAGGAAAAAAUCAAUUCUUUUUUUGAAAAAUCUCUCACAGUUUACGUGAUUAAAUAUGAAAGUAGAUAUGUUAUGAACAAAAUCAGAGAUCGACUAAAGUCGGCACAAGAAUCAUCUUGUAUUUCAUCAAAUAUUUGUUCAUGCAAAGGACUCAAUAUUUCUAAUUGUAUUUUAUGUUGAUUAUUAUUAUUUUGAAAAUCACGUUUGUUAUAAAGCACGAUAUUUAAAUCCAGAUUUUUCUUCAAUUAAUGUUUAAAAUACACCAUCAAAUUAUUAA
Messenger RNA from Daphnia pulex (common water flea), 2431 nucleotides. RefSeq lists its product as uncharacterized. The transcript is spliced from 12 exons. The record is from RefSeq and is a predicted model, not a curated record. NCBI's taxonomy places the organism in Eukaryota, Metazoa, Arthropoda, Branchiopoda, Diplostraca, Daphniidae. The coding region runs from base 670 to 2334 and encodes 554 amino acids.